This is a messenger RNA of Anisakis simplex (herring worm), 807 nucleotides long. NCBI's taxonomy places the organism in Eukaryota, Metazoa, Nematoda, Chromadorea, Rhabditida, Anisakidae. The record is from the annotation of a GenBank genome assembly.
AUGAAAUAUUGUUGUGAAGUAUUCGGAAUCGAUAGUGAUUCUGUAACGCCGAUGCUGUUUUAUGUGUAUGCACACUUUGCUAUGGCUGGUUUUGGGGUGUUCGCGUUGUUUUUGUGUGUGUGGCGUUUGUACGAUAGUUGGCUCUAUGGAUUGCUGGUGUUCGCGUGGAUGUGUACAAAUUUAGAGGAUUCCACACGCGUUUUCUUCAGUGUGAAUCUGCGUGAAAAUUUCUCACUGCCUUUAUUUUGGCUGCAAAAUUUAUUUAUUAUCAAUAUUUUGGACGAUUUUGGUAAUAAUAAUGAUGAUAAUAAUAAUGAUAACAUAAAUAAUAAUGGUAGUAAUAAUAAUGUAAAAUUGUUAUCGCCACGACGAUCAACUUAUCGAUACAUGAUCGUCGCAUUCGUGAUAGCAACCUUCCUGUUCGCCUUAUUUUGGCAGUUCAAUCAGUCAUCGUCACUGUUUGUGACUGCCGUAUUGAAGUGGAAAUCGUCGAAUCGAGCGAUCAGCCAAAUUCUGAUCGCGCAGAGUUUUGCGUUGUUUUGCGUGGCGAUCGCGCAGUUCGCGCAGCCCAUGGCACUCUUCUCGGUAUCGACGCAGUUCAACGCGGCCGUAUUGAUCACGUUCGCGCUGAGUCGUUUCUUUCAUCAGUUUAAGAGUGCCAUUGGUAUGGUGUUCGUGAAAACGUUGGUGGCAUUUCUAUUUUGUGUGCUGAUAAAUUUUUGUGUGAAUAAUGGCUUGAAUACAUCCAAUUCGGAUCGACAUAUUUGGACGUUUGUAAAGGCAAAGCUUGGCAUGCAUGAUAAGUGA